Molecule: messenger RNA, 613 nt
Organism: Drosophila santomea
Lineage: Eukaryota; Metazoa; Arthropoda; Insecta; Diptera; Drosophilidae
Gene: Obp58c
Product: general odorant-binding protein 68
Exons: 3
Coding region: 14-613 (199 amino acids)
Molecular function (GO): odorant binding
Source: RefSeq, a predicted model, not a curated record
AAACGACGCAGCAAUGAAGUGCGCCAUUUUGUUGAGUGUUUUCAGCCUCAUUUGGUGGGCUGAUGGCAUCAAAAUUGAUUGCGAAAACACGGAGGCCAUCAAUGAGGAGCACAUCCACUACUGCUGCAAGCAUCCCGAUGGACACAACGAUGUCAUCGAAGGAUGCGCCAAGGAGUCCAACUUCACGCUGGCCAAUCAAAACGAGGAGGCACUGGUGGACAUCACGGCGGAUCGCGCCAUCCGUGGCACUUGUUUCGGCAAAUGCGUCUUCAGCAAGUUGAACCUGAUGAAGGACAAUGCCCUGGACAUGGAUGCCGUGCGAAGUUAUUUCACUGAUAAAUUCCCUGACGAUCCGGAAUAUGUCAAGGAAAUGAUCAACGCCUUCGAUCACUGUCACGGCAAAAGUGAGGAGAAUACGUCCAUGUUCCUGUCGAAGCCCAUCUUCAAGCAAAUGUCGCAGCAUUUCUGCGAUCCCAAGUCCAGUGUCGUCCUGGCCUGCGUCAUCCGCCAGUUCUUCCACAAUUGUCCGGCGGAUCGCUGGUCCAAGACCAAGGAGUGCGAGGACACGCUGGCCUUCAGCAGGAAGUGCCAGGACUCGCUGGCCACUUUGUAA